CUAAAAGUUAAUUCAAAAGCGCCAUCUACCAUCGGUUUUUUCUCCAUUUAAAUCAACACGCAGAGCUUAUCAUCGUUUAGCUCCUCCACCUCCGCCUUCGGCGUUGCCGCACCUGUCGUCAUCAUCGGGAAAUAAACAGAGCUUGUCUCUAGGCAAAUGAAGGGCGGAGAUUCAAAGAAGGACAAGGAGGAACAGCAACAAGUGAUGAGCGAGGUCCAUCUGGGAUGUCCACCUGGCAUCUCCGGGCCUCACAUUUCCCGCUUCAUCAUUUCUCUUCCAGCCGGUAUUCCGGAAGUUGAAUCCAGUAGAUUCCAUGAACUGUUCAAAGAGGAGGAAGCUUGUACGGACCAAGAUAUUAGCUUUGAUGAAGAUGGCGAUCUUGUUUUACCAAGACGACGCCGGAAUUCGCGGCGUUGUUUUACUAUGAAAAUCCAGCAUAAUAUCACUUCAUCCAUUCCCAGUGUUGGUUUGCAGGUAUGGAGAGCUGAACUAGUUUUGUCAGAUUUUGUGUUGCAUAAGAUGUGCACUACAACGGAUUUCGAUGGCAUUGUUUCCUUAGAGCUUGGUGCUGGAACAGGUCUGGCAGGCAUGUUGCUCGCGCAUGCUGCUAAGACUGUGUUCUUAACAGACCAUGGUGAUAAAAUCCUGGAAAACUGUGUUAAGAAUGUUCAACUUAAUUCUGGAGUGUUCAAUUGUCAAGCCGCAGUUCAUGUGCGUGAACUUGAUUGGGUGCAGCCCUGGCCUCCUAAAGUUGGCUUAGACCUUGUAUCUCAAGAAAGGUAUUCCUGGAGCUUGUCAGAACUUGAAGAAGUCCAGAAAGCUUCUCUGCUUGUAGCUGCUGAUGUUAUUUACAGUGAUGAUCUGACAGAUGCAUUAUUUGGCAUUUUAGAGAGAUUAAUGUCACAAGGCUCAGAAAAGGUGUUAUACUUGGCACUGGAAAAGCGCUACAACUUCAGUCUUGAAGAUCUUGAUGUUGUAGCAAAUGGUUAUUCACAUUUCAGAAGUUACUUGAGGGAGGAUGACGAAUGUGAAGGCCUUGAACACAGAUCCUUGCCUUGUUUUAUGGGUAGACGUAUUAAUGUUGCAGAAAUUCCACAAUAUGUGGGGGAAUAUGACAGAGGAAAAGAUGCAGAGCUUUGGCAGAUUAGAUACAAUAAAGGAAAGCUAUAACCGUGAGUCUUCUAAAUUUUUUUAUACAAAACUUCGGCUUAUGAAAGUUCUUAUGUUUGAUAAACAAGGCUCUGCUUGAUCUCAUUUUAUGGAAAUGUCAUAAUGUAGCCCAGAGUGCCUUUUGCAAAUGAUUUGUCCUCCAGGUUCUCAGUUCUUUAUUUGGUUUCUAUCAGUUCUUUGAUAUGACGCUUGGUUUGAUAUACUUUCUUAAGGGGUCUGGAGUGAGAUUAAGAACGGAAGGAGCAUUGCAGGCCUUGAGUUAAGCUGUGUUUGGUUGUAUAAAAAUAGGUUUCUUUGUAAUCAAGUAGAAGGAAGAUCUUUGGCUUUUUGCAUUUUCUCUCUUAAAAAUGUAACUUGAAUUCCAUUGCCUUUUUGGUGGCAAAAUAGGACUAGAAAAUAGAAAUGAUAGUUUAGGAACAGAACUGACAAAGUGGAAACCGAGGGAACAUGUCCCAUUGCUGCUAGGCAGGAAAGUUAAUAGGCUCUAAAACAAAGGCAAGGUGAUUAAAAAUGUUUUGUUUUUUUUUGGUCUUGUUCCCCUGAUUGAACAUGUGGAUCAUUGUCAUGUUAUGUAGAGGAUCAGGCUGUUUGCAGCAGGCCCAAUUCCAUGCUCCCGACUCUAGGAAAUGCAGUCCAUGAAUUUUGGGCAAGCCUGAGUAAUUUUAUUUAGUAUUAUGAAAGAUGGGCUCUUGGUUUUUUGUAAUAAAUACUAUUAAAGUCCAUCUACACAUACUUCCUUAUGGUAGCCUAGCAUUUUUUUAAACUAAA
Messenger RNA from Theobroma cacao (cacao), 1938 nucleotides. Its product is annotated as Putative methyltransferase family protein. Lineage: Eukaryota; Viridiplantae; Streptophyta; Magnoliopsida; Malvales; Malvaceae. The record is from RefSeq and is a predicted model, not a curated record. Gene Ontology annotation, cellular component: nucleus. Gene Ontology annotation, molecular function: protein methyltransferase activity. Gene Ontology annotation, biological process: protein methylation.